AAGGUGUUAACAUCAAAAAGAUCGAUCGAUCGAUCGACUAUCUUACGAAUUUCACUUAGAUUCGAUCGAACACUUCUGUUUAUAUUUCUCGUCACGCUCGAGCGUUCUCUGAAGAUCGAAACACACACAGAGGGACAUCCUCGACCGACACAGACGACGAUCUUUCUUCGAGCAGAGGUCAUCGCUAAAGUUGACAGGAUCUCAAAUGAUCAAUAAAUUUCGUAUCACGUGAAUGUAGAAUCGUCGAGAAAGUAGGAAAACCCGAUGCAGAUUCUUUAUGACUACGAUUGGACUGUUCUCCAGUGACGUUCGCCGUCUCGAAGGCGGCUAAAGGAGAAGGGGAGAAGAAGUUGCGGCAGAAACUGUCGAAGAACCACGACGCAUUUAAAUGGCCGGUCGCGUGUUGCUGUGGAUUCAGUUUCCUCGUCGGCUUCUCGAAAUCCGAUUGAAUUUCGUGUUUUUAUACCUGUGUAUAAACCUGCCUUGAUUCGUCUGUUACUCCCACCCACUAUCGUGCAGGACACUUGGCGAAGAACCAAAGUUUUCUGUCGAUAAACAACCGAACAAUUCCUCGUAUUAUAUGAAAUUUGGCUGAUUUUUUUUUCCGGCUUAUUUCAUCGAACAAACGAUGUGUCGCGGAUGCAAGAACAAGUAACUCUCGUCAAGAGACCAAAAAUCAAUUUUCAAGAACGAUUGAGAACCCGGUCGCAAUUAGAGUAUAACGGAUCCGAUUUACAACGUUGGAUUUUAGGGAAACAACUUAUGUUGCAAGCGUUUAAUCCGUUUAUUCGUUGAAAUCACAACUUUGUCUCGAGAUGAUAUCUGCUCGUGUUUACGAAGUAGGUGGAGCGUAAAUCGAAGAAUGAACGAAUCAAACGAUACGGGAGGUGCGAAUCAAGGUAAUCAAUCGGAAGGAUAUGUGAAUCACGCUUUGAGCGGAUCUGGGGAUAGUUUAAAUCUUAAUCACUCGAAUAACUCCCAAAUUUUACGGAAUUCUUUUGCAAACCAUCAAGAAAUACAAGGUUCAUCAGAUUUUAUUCUGGUUACAGAAUCUGGGGAUGAUGAGAUCCACCACAAUGAUAAUUCUGUACACACAGUAUUGCGAUUCGUCAGGCGACGAUGUAGGUCGAUUUGCACAAAGAAAACUGUUUACAAAAGACUGCCAAUUUUAAACUGGUUACCAAGGUACAAUGGACAGGAUGCAAUCGGCGAUCUCGUUGCCGGUGUCACCGUAGGUUUAACUGUGAUUCCACAAUCAUUAGCGUACGCUAAUGUAGCCGGUCUACCACCCCAGCAUGGAUUAUAUGGUAGCAUUUUAGGCUGCUUUAUUUAUAUUAUAUUUGGGUCCUGUAAGGAUGUACCACUUGGGCCAACUGCCAUUAUUUCUUUGCUUACUUACCAGACAGUAGCACAUCUUGAUGCACCGGUGGAGCAUGCUAUUCUUCUUUGCUUUUUGGCUGGAGUAAUAGAAUUAGUAAUGGGUAUAUUUGGUCUUGGAUUUUUAAUCGAUUUUGUAUCAGGUCCUGUUAGUUCAGGGUUUACAUCAGCGGUAGCUUUAAUAAUUGUCACCUCACAAAUAAAAGAUAUCCUUGGUGUUCCUGCAAGGGGAUCACAAUUCCUUGAAAUGUGGAAAAGCAUUAUUGGAUGUAUACACGAAACUUCAGCUUGGGAUGCUACACUUGGAGCAUCUUGUAUAGCAUUUCUAUUACUUUUCAGGCUUCUAGCAUCGUAUAAUAUAGGUCCUAAAGAUAAAGAACAGCAAAAUUCAAAAUAUCAUGCUAUAAAUAAACUGAUUUGGUUAAUUGGUACAUCACGAAAUGCGCUUCUCGUGAUUCUUUGCGGCUUUUUAGGAUACAGUUUCCACACAGAAAGCCCCUUCAAAUUGGUUGGAUACAUACCGGCAGGUAUGCCAGCAGUACAGUUACCACCUUUUAGUUAUACAAGAAAUGACAAUACAACAGCAACUUUUGUUGAUAUGGUUUCAAAUUUGGGAAGUGGUAUUCUCGUUUUACCACUUAUUUCAUUAAUGGAAGAUAUUGCUAUUUGCAAAGCUUUUUCAACUGGAAAAUCAGUUGACGCAACGCAAGAAUUAAUAGCAAUUGGAAUGUCAAAUAUUGGUAAUUCUUUUGUCCAGGCUUUUCCUAGUUCAGGAUCUCUUAGUAGAAGUGCAGUAAACAAUGCAUCUGGAGUUAGAACGCCAAUGGGAGGGAUUUAUACUGGUACUUUGGUAAUAAUAGCUCUUUUCUUUCUCACACCAUACUUCAGCUAUAUUCCAAAGGCUACAUUAGCAGCAAUCAUUAUAGCUGCUGUAAUAUUUAUGGUAGAAGUUAAAGUUGUAAAGCCAAUGUGGAGAACAAAAAAGUCGGAUUUAAUUCCCGGAUUAGGAACGUUUAUUGCAUGCUUAUUGUUACAAUUAGAAAUUGGAAUUUUAUGUGGUAUUGGAAUAAAUAUCUUAUUCAUUCUGUACCAUGCAGCUCGACCGAAAAUAUCUGUAGAAAAGCUUACCACCCGACACGGUACUCAAUAUCUUAUGUUAACACCCGAUCGAUGUUUAAUUUUCCCAUCGGUAGAUUAUGUUCGAAAUUUGGUAACGAAAUACAGUCAACGAGCUGGGAACGUGGCAACCCCGGUUGUAAUCGAUUGUUCUCAUAUUUAUGGUGCCGAUUUUACUGCGGCCACAGUAAUCGAAACUUUAACGAAAGAUUUCGCGUCAAGAGGGCAACCAUUGUUUUUCUAUAAUUUAAAACCUUCUGUUUAUACAGUAUUUGAGGGGGUUGCAUCAACUGACUUUGUCGUAUACUAUACUCAGGAGGCGCUGGACGAUCUCCUAAAAGACAGAGGAUACUUAAAACAAAUUAAAUAGAAUACAUUAUUUAUGUACCUUAAAUUACAUAAUACGAAUUGGAUUACCACAUUAUUUUACGUUAACAGUAGAACCGGUUGUUCAGUAACGUCUUUCUUAUUAUAGAUUUUAUAGGAAGAAGUAUCACACAAAUACUUCUUAUUUUUUCAUUACAUAUUUCCAUUAAUUUUCAACGAAUCGUACCGGGCAUCAUCGCAUUUUAUAUUUAAGAAUGCAUUAAAAUUAAUGUAAUAUUUAUAUUAAAUACAUUACAGUAUAGACAUUUUUAAUGAAUCACGUUUUUAUGUAUUAUAUUAAAAAAACGUCUAGUGUAGGUCUUUAUUACCGUUCAUCCUCAUUAUCUACAUGCAACAAAUGAUGGUGCAAAAAUAAAUUUUAUUACCUCUUCAAAAAUUA
Molecule: messenger RNA, 3259 nt
Organism: Osmia lignaria (orchard mason bee)
Lineage: Eukaryota; Metazoa; Arthropoda; Insecta; Hymenoptera; Megachilidae
Source: RefSeq, a predicted model, not a curated record